This is a messenger RNA of Lasiodiplodia theobromae, 885 nucleotides long. RefSeq names its product Nicotinamide N-methyltransferase. The coding region runs from base 1 to 885 and encodes 294 amino acids. Lineage: Eukaryota; Fungi; Ascomycota; Dothideomycetes; Botryosphaeriales; Botryosphaeriaceae. The transcript has 2 exons. The record is from RefSeq and is a predicted model, not a curated record.
AUGGACGCGGUCGACGCGCUGCUGCGCGCGCUGCACGACGAGGUGGCCGAUCCGGAAGAAGACGCCUUCCUCGUCUUCUCCCAGCCGGUGCCCUCGCACGAACUUGGCAUUCUCGACCCCAAGGCCGCGUCGCUAGACGUGACGGUUGCCGGCCGCGACCUGACCAUCGCGCAGUCUCCCGGCCUGCUCACCUCCAACCGCGCCCUAGGUAGCACCGGCGCCGUCGUGUGGAAAGUCACGCCGCUCUUCGCCGAAUGGCUGGCGUCAGAGGACAACGUGCUCUUCAGGAGCCACGCCCUCACCCCGCACUCAACCGUUUUGGAGCUGGGCUGCGGCGUGGCUGGCAUCGUCCCAUUGGCGCUAGCGCCGCGCAUAGGCAGAUACGUUGCCACUGAUCAGGACUACGUGUUAAGACUGCUGAAACAAAACGUCGCCCAGAACACCAGCCUGCCCUCCAGCCGCCGCGCAAAGCCUCAGAAGCCACGCGCCAACCCUGGAGGUGCCUCGGCUGGCAACAUCGAGACGCUGACGUUGGACUGGGAGCGUGAUUCGGUCGCCGCCCUUCCCCAACAACUGAACCAGCAGUCUGACGCAUCAGAUGAUGUCGGCGUCGACGCCGUCAUUGCCUGUGACUGCAUCUACAACGAGGCGCUGAUCGAGCCUUUCAACAGCACCUGCGCUGAGAUAUGCGCCUUACGUGCGAAAGGCAGCCGCCCGACCUUCUGCAUCAUAGCCCAGCAGAGGAGGACGUAUGAAGUCUUCGAGCAGUGGCUGAUUUCUUUCCACAAACGGUUCCGAGUGUGGAAGCUGUCAGACGAGCACCUACCCGAAGGCUUGAAGGAAGACUCAGGCUUCAUGGUGCACAUUGGUGUUCUGCGGCAGUAG